Molecule: messenger RNA, 1364 nt
Organism: Glycine soja
Lineage: Eukaryota; Viridiplantae; Streptophyta; Magnoliopsida; Fabales; Fabaceae
Product: BOI-related E3 ubiquitin-protein ligase 1-like
Exons: 3
Coding region: 291-1232 (313 amino acids)
Biological process (GO): regulation of programmed cell death
Molecular function (GO): ubiquitin-protein transferase activity
Source: RefSeq, a predicted model, not a curated record
AACAACUUUUAUUUAUCUAAUCUUCCAUAUAAUUAAUAAAGAAAAUAUGCAGAGUUUUUCUCUGUCUAGGAAAAGAUGCAUUUGACUUUCUAUCUCUUAAAAACGCCCACAAAAACCAAGGCAUUCAUUCAUUCAGCCUCCCUAGUCCCUAAUACUUAGCCACAUCUAUUGCAUGCUCUCUCCUCUCCUCUCAUCUCCUCCUUAUUCUCUCCCUUCAUUCUCCAUAUAUUAUCAUAGUCCCAAACUCUCUCUCUCACACACACACAAUAAGUCCACCCUAAACAACCACCAUGGCAGUUGAAGCUAGUUACAUGAAUCUCUUGCCUUCUCAGUUACUCACUAACAGAGAAACCAUCAAAUCCAAUCAACAAUUACAGCAUCAAUUGAACUCUGAUUACAUGUACAACACUACCCAGAUGGAUUCUUCUUCAGCUUUGCCUCUACCAGCAGCAACAAUGCCUGAAUCACUCUUGUCCUUCUAUCAAUCCAACUUUUGUGAUCCAAACAAGGCAGAUAGUGGUCUCACCUACCAUAUUCCUCUCCAGAGAAAACGUUCAAGAGAUUUCACCACCGAGUUAACCUCUCUCCCAGCUCACCAGAAGAACAAAAUCUCCUCUGAGUCUUCCUUUCUCAACCAAGAGAUUCUCUACCAAUUUCAGAACCAACAAUCAGAAAUUGAUCGAGUCCUUGCUCAUCAUACUGAGAAAGUGAGAAUGGAGUUGGAGGAACAAAGAAUGAGGCAAUCAAGGAUGUUGGUGAGCGCAAUCCAAGAGGCAAUGGUGAAUAAGCUGAAGGAAAAAGACGAAGAGAUUCAGCGUAUGGAGAAGCUGAAUUGGGCCCUUCAAGAAAGAGUCAAAAGCAUGUGCAUGGAGAACCAAAUUUGGAGGGAAUUGGCACAAACAAACGAAGCCACAGCCAACUACCUAAGAAGCAAUUUGGAACAAGUCUUGGCACAUGUCGGCGAGGAACGCGCCACCGCGGCCGAGGUGGCCGAUGAUGCUCAAUCUAGCUGUGGCAGCAAUGAUGCGGCAGACGCCGGAGACGACACGGCGGCAUCCACGGUGGCGACCGGUCGUGGUAGGUUGUGUAAGAACUGUGGGGUGAGGGAGUCAGUGGUGUUGUUGUUGCCAUGCAGGCAUCUUUGCCUUUGCACAAUGUGUGGGACCACAAUAAGGAAUUGCCCUAUUUGUGACUCUGGCAUGGAUGCUAGUGUGCAUGUUAAUCUCUCUUAGUACAACUUUUGUUUUUUUUACAUAGGUUUUUAUUGUAGAGUUUACAACAACAGAAACUAGAAAGAAAAAAAAUAUCUUGUCGAAAAGACAGAUAGAAGAAAAAAAAUAGAAUUUGGAAUUCUUUUGUUCGUA